Strongylus vulgaris is the source of this 663-nucleotide messenger RNA. Lineage: Eukaryota; Metazoa; Nematoda; Chromadorea; Rhabditida; Strongylidae. The record is from the annotation of a GenBank genome assembly.
AGGAGUUGUAAAUACUACGUAAGUCUGCUACGUGUGGACACCAUCCACCGCCAUUCUCAUAUUGUAGCGCCAGUAUUUGGAUUAGGUUCACCACAAGAGGAAUUAAAGCGUUUGGUCCAUUAUGUGCAGGCUUCUAACUGUUCAGUAACACUUCAUUCUAAUUUUCCCACAUAUUGUCACACAAUUGUAAGCGAUGAUGCUAGCGUACUCUUGAUUAGCUAUCAACCAUCUCUGGAUGUGCCGGAAGAUUUAGCAAAGUUAAGGAAUUUUCACGUUGUUACGCCAAUAAAACAUCACCACGGAGUUGGCCUAAACGUUCGCAAUCAUGGCAUCGGACCAGCUGGGAUGAAUCAGAGCAGUGAUAAGUUAUGGAUUCUCAAAACUCUUGAAGAAACAGUUGAUGAUUUAUUUGGCGGUCAGAAUAUUGAUCUGCUUAUUAUUGACAUGAAUGGUGGAGAGUUCACUUUAUUUCCCAACUUACUGCGGUUAGCCAAUGAAACACGUUUCACUCAGUUGAGCGUGCGGGGACAUGUUUGGUCGGAAGAGAAUGAGAACUUUCGUCAAUUAUACUGGAACUUGCGGCAGCUUGAAAGCUACGGAUACUUACAUCAAUAUGGACAAGUUGAAUUACCACGCUAUGACAUCGUGUAUGUACGAGAAUAA